AUGGCGCGCACCUUCCCAUCCGAACUGUACCAUGCCAUUCUGCUUGGUCUCUCGCGAGAGGAUCAGCGCACGUGCCUUUUCGCUUCACGCCACUUGCACGACAUUGCUCUGGCCCAACUCUUCCGUCACAUCACGAUCAACUUUGGGACCUGGGAGGACGAGGAAGAGGAGGAAGAGGAAGAGGAGGAAGAGGAAGAGGAGGAAGAGGAAGAGGAAGAGGAAGAUGAAGAUGAAGAGGAGGGCGAGGAGGGGUCAGAAAGUGUGGCCAAGUCAUGCCCUACCUUCAACAUGCUCCGCCACAUAGUGGCAACCCCGUCCUUCGCCGGACUGGUGAGUUCACCAUCUGACACGCUCGCUGCAGGUGCCGUGGAGGCGGCUUUACGUGCCAUCGGUGUGGGGUUGAUUUCGUUCUCGUUGGUCGCAUGGCAGCCAAACCUCACCAAGGUCCUGGACACGUUGGCGGUGCAUAACCAUAACCUUUUUUCGUUGAAUCUGACGUACGACUCCCUGGAGAUGGAGCCCCUCUCGUCCCUGCUCUCGCACUGCAACCAGUUGCGGGAGUUGGCCCUUUUCCUCAACCUGAAGUCGUCCUUCAGGGAUGAUCUCUCUACGGUGUUACGGCCAGGGCAGCAACCCUUCCUCUCUAGCUUCAAGCUCUUCCUUGGCCUUAAGAAAAAGAGGACCGAACCCCAUCCUCCUUGGGAAGAGAUGUUCCAAACCGUCUCGGCGUACCUCGCCAACCGCCCGACGCUCCGGCGUCUCUUGGUCUCGCCUACCAACAUGAACAGUCAGACAGCUGUCACAAGACAGGGUUGUGUCCCCACCUGCAGCAUCAUCGAACUUCUGCCGUCGCUUCCAGGCUUGGAGGUCUUCUCGUAUCAUCAGCCCCACUACGUCACAGGCCAGUUCACAGAGCCGGAUGUCAAGAGGUUGGAUGAGAAACUUCCGUUGGGCAUCACCGCCUUCGCACUCCAUAUGGAGGUGGACAAAGCAACUCAGGAGGGCAUAGACGCGUUCGUUGAGAUGGUCCUUCGCCGCCGACGUUUGCAAUAUCUCCACGUCGUCAUCACCAAGUACCACUACAUGAUGAAUGGACCGUACCGUCGGGCCCCCCUGGAACUGAUGCGAAAAAGACUUCUCGAAAACCCCCCUCCAUCACUGGAGCUCCUCGGCGACCAUAACUUGUUUCUGAACCUUUCUGCGCCACGCUUGGAACCCCAUAACCAGCCCGAGGGUUGGUCUGGAGAGAAGGUUUGGAGCCGCACCGUCGACGACUAUGGGAACGCCGAUUGGUUUUGGCUGACAGGAGAUGUCGAGUUGCCUGGUCGCAUGCCUGGUCCCUAG
Epithele typhae is the source of this 1344-nucleotide messenger RNA. RefSeq lists its product as uncharacterized. The transcript is spliced from 3 exons. Lineage: Eukaryota; Fungi; Basidiomycota; Agaricomycetes; Polyporales; Epitheliaceae. The record is from RefSeq and is a predicted model, not a curated record. The coding region runs from base 1 to 1344 and encodes 447 amino acids.